GCUCCCGCCGCCCGUCCCCAUGGCGCUGAAACGGAUACAGAAAGGAAAGAAAACAAUUCUACUAGAGGGAUUUGGCCAGCAGCCUAUCUCUGGAGAAGUAGAAGAGGAAAGGGAAUGGCAAGGAAAUAGGAACUGAGUGAUUUGCAGCGAGACCCACCAGCCCACUGUUCCGCUGGACCUGUUGGAGAUGACUUGUUUCAUUGGCAAGCAACUAUUAUGGGACCUGUAAGUAUAUGAACUGUGCCCCUUAAAAUGUAAGACCUUGCUUUUCUUUUUGUUAUGGAAGACUUAAUUUAGGUUUCUGUAAACACAGCAGCCACAUUCAGCUGUGCUGUGGAUACAUUGAAACUUUAGGGUAUUCUUGUUGUUAGCAGUCUGGUAGCAGUUGCUUUCUGUAACUCUUCAAAAAUAGAUCCUCUUCAUUAAGUCAGAGGUGCUUAAUUAGUCASGUGUUUGAGUUGGUGAUGGGGGCUACAAGGCAAAGAGCUUGCUUUUCAUAGAUGGUCAGAUCAGUUCUGGAAGAUUCAUAGGUUCAUCCUUCUUAAAAGAGGAAGAGUGGGUAAAAUCUAAUAUUAAAGCUGGUAACUGUAAACACGAGCAGAGUUGCAGGGGGUAAUUUUUGGGCUUUCAGAUGGAACUUAUUUUAUUUGAUAGCUGUGAUGUGGUUCGGACAAAAGUAUAUAUGGCUUUUUCAGACUGCAGCCCAGCAGUGGGUGCUUUUGUUGGCUUUUGUGUGAGAAAGGUGCAUUCCUUGAGUUGAGGAAGUUCCAACUCUUGUCAAGGUAAUGACAUAAGAAAUGACAAAAAGGCUUAAUACCAGAAGGUUUUAAAGGAAAACUGAGAAGAAUUUUAGAAAAAAAAAAAAAAAAGAGAGGAGAGCAAUGAGCACAGAUGAUCGGAGGGAAGGUGUGCUUUUUAAUAUCCUGGUAAGGAGUUUUUAUUCCUAGUGUUUUGCUUUUGGAUUUAAUAAUUUGGAAAUAAGAGUCUCUAGUUUGGACAGUGAGCUAAGUCAUUGUGCAAGAUGAAAUUCUGAAAUAAUAUUUAAUCCAUUAAGAUAAAGCAUUACAUGGUGGAGAAAAGUGGAAAUGUGUCUGCUUUGAGACUAAUUCUCCAUUUUCAGCACAGUUGUUCUGAAACAGUGAAAGAUCAGUUACUAGUUUGCUGGUGGUGUGCUGGAGUCUGUUGUCCAACUUGUCCAUGGCCCAGCAGCAACUGCUUUUCUGUAGUAUACUAAAGCUUUGCCCUUUUUCUUGAACAUCUGUGUUCUUUCAUAUUGCAAGGCAUGUGACUCUUCUGAUGCUGCCCUCUUGCACUGCCAAAGGGGUGGAGCAACGAAGGGUUAAAAAAAGCUUAUGUGCUGUUUGCCACUAAUAAUGUCUCUGUCCUGAAUGACUUUGAUGACAUGAGUAAGGAAAUACUAGCACAUAAAUUUUGGCUUAAAUUCCAUUUUCUUCUCCAGUUUGCAGUUCAGCUUUCAUAUUUGAUAGUGGAAAAUAUUCUUUUCUUUUCUUUUAGUUCCACAGGUGUCUCUAGUUAAGGAUAAGAAUGAGCAUCUCUUGCCAACCGUUCUCAGCCAUAUCUGCAGAGAUACGGGAACAGAACACUUUAGAUAUUAAUACUUUAUCUCGGUAACAAAAGAAAUUAGAGGUUUACAUUUUAUAUGUUUCCUGAUGGCCCGAGGGAAUCAUAGGACUAAAGCUUACCUUCAGAAUUCGCUUCCUCUGUGUCGAAGUAGGGUAACUUCUUCUGUCUAUGGGUAUUAUCAAUUUGUUUUAUAUACCUUGUUCAUAAAACAUGAGUGAUUUCACUUUGCCUUCUUUUUGACCCUGAAUGUAUCUCAUCUUCAGCUUACUUUAACUUUGAAAAAUCCAUCUAGUAUGCAAGCAAGAGGUCCUUUCAAUACUAAUUGGAAGUACCGUGGCAAUGUCUUCUGAGGUCACCUAGUGCUGACUUAGCAUGGCAGUAUGUAUAUAAUCUGCCUCAUUCUGCAGACCUCUGCACUUUGAGUGUGUAAGCCAAGAUGGCUUAAUGGACUGAUUGUGACUUUAGCUAUUACAGUCUUAUAGUCAUCUCUAAAACUGUACAUUUCCAAGGUGAAGGUUUUAUUUAGCUUGCCUUUCUUUUCAUAAGAAAACACAAAAACUUUAUCUUCUUUAGCUUUGCUAAGAUUGAGUUCCUACAUUGCUGUUGUAAACUUACUAUGUAAUAUGAGAGCAGUUUUCUUCUUUCUUAACCAGAAAUGGUAGAACUGCUCUCUACCAUUUACCAUCAAGACUUUGCCACUCACUUUUUAGUUAAUAAAAAUGGAAGUCCUUCAACAGAUGACUGCAACAAAAUUAUUUCUAUCUGUUAACUGUGUGCAACCUGGAUGUAAACCUGUGCACAUGUUUUCUAACAAAAUGCAUGUUCACAGAUUUGUACAGGUCACAAAGRUGUUGUGUGUUUUAAAAACUCCGUGAUGUCAUCAUGAUGAAUUGAAUUAUGUUGGAAAAUCCUACUCUUUGCAUCUGCAAAGAGAAACCGCUUCUUAAGCCUGAUAGUGCAUAUCAAGGGGGAGUAUUUUUUCUCACAGUACACUUUCCAACAGACUAUCCUUUCAAACCACCUAAGAUUGCUUUUACAACAAAAAUAUAUCACCCAAACAUAAACAGUAAUGGGAGUAUUUGUCUUGAUAUCCUGAGAUCACAAUGGUCACCAGCUCUGACUGUCUCUAAAGUUUUAUUGUCCAUAUGCUCCUUACUUUGUGAUCCUAAUCCAGAUGAUCCUUUAGUACCAGAUAUUGCACAGAUCUACAAGUCAGACAAGGAAAAAUACAACAGACAUGCAAGAGAAUGGACUCAGAAAUAUGCAAUGUAAACUUUUGAAGACAUUUUCUUAURCCACAGAGUACUGUAAAUUCUAGWUUUUUUUCAAAAUUAGAAGGAAAUGGAACACAGUUUAUGGAAYACAGGUUUCAGUGUGACACUCCUUGAAUUUUUUUUCACCCAUGUAAGUGUGUUUCUGGAGCAAGGGAAAAAAAAACUUCCAGAAAUAACCUUAUGACUGUGAUAAGAAUAUUUAUUCUCUUUAUAUGCUCAGAAGACAUUUAUUACACUUUUAAGAAUUGGACAUCUGCAUCUUCAGACUACAAGAACUAUAAUGCAGUUGUGAAGCAACCAAAUUAUUUUUGCUAGAAAAAGGAGCUGUUUUCAUGUGAUGAGUACUGUAUGUGUGUCAUUGAGRUAUGUUGUCUGUUUCUUAAGUGUGUUGAAUUUUAUUUUUGUUAAUUCACUUAUAUAAUUUGUUUUUUUUUACUGUAUAGACUAUUCUGUUUACAAUGUAAGUAAUUUGAUUUUAGACUUGGUUGUGCACAGUAUUGACAAGGUACAAUUGCUAAUAGUGAAAUUAAUUGGAGUAUCUCACCCAUUAGAAUAUUCUGAAGACUGACUGCAGAUUUCUUAAAACCUAAAAUGAUCUUUCACUGUAAAUCUUAGUAUGCUGAUUAUGGAGAAACAUUUGGUUUUGAUUCUGUUGCGUACUUGACUUAAUUUUAUUGCAAUGUGAACUAAUUGCACUGGUAUGUAGAAAGAUAUGUAACCAUUUUGUUGCUAUUCAUAACUGAUUUUUGAUGUGUGAUCAACACAGUCACAAACAUUUUACA
Messenger RNA from Malurus melanocephalus (red-backed fairy wren), 3640 nucleotides. It is a transcript of the gene UBE2D1, whose product is annotated as ubiquitin conjugating enzyme E2 D1. The transcript has 8 exons. The coding region runs from base 2482 to 2856 and encodes 124 amino acids. Gene Ontology annotation, biological process: protein polyubiquitination; ubiquitin-dependent protein catabolic process. The record is from RefSeq and is a predicted model, not a curated record. NCBI's taxonomy places the organism in Eukaryota, Metazoa, Chordata, Aves, Passeriformes, Maluridae. Gene Ontology annotation, molecular function: ubiquitin conjugating enzyme activity. Gene Ontology annotation, cellular component: nucleus.